Armigeres subalbatus is the source of this 2088-nucleotide messenger RNA. Its product is annotated as inhibitor of growth protein 1. Gene Ontology annotation, biological process: positive regulation of DNA-templated transcription. The record is from RefSeq and is a predicted model, not a curated record. Lineage: Eukaryota; Metazoa; Arthropoda; Insecta; Diptera; Culicidae. Gene Ontology annotation, cellular component: nucleus. The transcript has 3 exons. Bases 186 to 1589 code for a protein of 467 amino acids.
GUAGACAAAGCAACUACGAAAAAUAGCAGAGGCAAAAAGAAUCGUAAGAAAAAUACAUUGCAAGUUUUUAGCUUCAUGAAUGGCUGCUAAUUUCAAGUGAAUAUUUUGCGUUUUUCCCAAGUGCUUCCCUUUGGUUGUUGCUCUCGGGGGGUGCGGAUUGAUUCCGGGGAGUGAAAGCAGUGUAAAUGAAGGAAACAACAGCCUCCGGUGGGACAAUGAUAAGCCAGGUAACGGUUGAGGCGCUUCAUUCCGCCACCUACGUGGAAAACUAUUUGGACUCGGUGGAAAAUCUACCGGACGAUGUCCAGAGGCAUUUGUCGCGGAUCAGGGAGAUUGAUGUGCUCUAUCGUAACCAUUUGCGGGAUGUUAGCAUUUACUAUGAGCAGUGGAACAACAGCACAAACAAUGGUGCAAACCAGAUGAAUGGAGGUGGCGCGGGAGCAGGAACUGGUGGAAGCGGUGGUGGGGGAAGUGACUCGUCCUCGACGACUCAAACAACGGAACCGGUUAGUAAUGCCACCAAACGGGCCAUUGCACGUAUCCAGCAAGGGCUGAUUGCAGCGCAGGAGCUGGGCGAUGAAAAGUUGCAGAUUGUGCAACAGUUGCAGGAUAUGAUAGACCACAAGACGCGUCAGCUGGAUCAGGAUUUCAAGAAUCUGGGAAGCGAUUUCUUUUCGAGGUUGGAUUACAAUCGAGAGGAAAAACUAACGGAAGGGCAGCAAAAGGAGGUACGCUCCAACAGUCCUGGUUCUGCAUGCUCGCCAAACAAUGUCAAUUCAUCGCCAGCGGUCUAUGCCUCAGCGGCCGGAAAUGGACAGAAUUCCAGCGGGGCCGGAUCUAACGGUGGUAACGGAUCGUCAACGAUUGCAACAGGAGGAAACUAUGUUUCGAACAGUGGUGGCAAUAAUUCUGGCAAUGGAAAUGGUUCCGGUGUUAGUUCAAACAGUGGCAAUGGUGGAGGCGGAGGUGGAGUAGGUGGUGGUAGCGGCAGUGGAAGUGGAACAGGAGCUGAGCGAGGAUCGAAAAGGGCGAGGCGGGCGCGGAAUGAUCAGAAUAGUACGAAUGGCUCGAGUACACCGAACUCCACCUCCGGAAUGCCAAUGGAUAUCGAUCCCAUUGAUACGAGUAAUAUCAAACCGGAGGUAGGAAUCGGUGGCAGUGGACAAGCUUCAGGAAGUGGUACCAGUGGCAGUGGAGCCGGCGGCAAAAACAACUCUGGACAGUCGAAUAAUAGCGGUCAAGGCAAGAAGGGAGCUGCUGGAUCGGGUAAAAAGAAAAAACGAAAGACAGGUCGGGGACAAGCACGGGAAGCACGAGAAGAUACACCCCCACCAGAAGAGACUAUCGAUCCGGAUGAACCGACCUAUUGCUUAUGUGAUCAGAUCUCCUUUGGCGAAAUGAUCUUGUGUGAUAACGAUCUGUGCCCGAUCGAGUGGUUCCACUUCAGUUGCGUGGCGCUCAUGUCCAAACCGAAAGGCAAGUGGUACUGUCCCAACUGCCGCGGCGACCGACCGAACGUGAUGAAACCGAAGGCACAGUUUCUGAAGGAACUGGAACGUUACAAUAAAGAGAAGGAGGAAAAGACCUAAGUCUUCGUAGGGUAUGGGCUUGAGGAAUAUUUUACUAUUAUGUAAUUUAUUGUAUUUAACUUUAACCAUUUUUCUACAUUCUAAUAAGGGCAAAGAAUCUUUGUUGGAUUUAUGUAUAGGUCUGUUUUUCUAAAACAAUCGAACCUUUAAUUUUGCAUACCACAUUUCUUAAUACCCAAACUAGCGUUGUUUAGAUUUUUGAAACGAUUUUUUUAAAAUAAUGACUAUUUUUCCUAAGAUGUUUAAGUAAGAUUAUGUAGGAAAUAAUUUUUGUGAAUGGUGAACAUGUUUGUUUUUUGCCGAAACUCCUACUUGGAGGAAAAGUGUACUAUUGCUAAUUCAUUUCAUUUUUGGGAUGUUUUUUUUCCUUCUAUGAUGAAAAGAAACGAAACACAUCUGGUAAUAAGCGUGGUAAGCAAAACAAACAACAAAAACUUUACAUUUAUGGAUAAUAUUGUAUUGCGAAAUUAUGAGAAAAAAUAAAAUCGGUUUGACUCUA